Molecule: messenger RNA, 1577 nt
Organism: Mercurialis annua (annual mercury)
Lineage: Eukaryota; Viridiplantae; Streptophyta; Magnoliopsida; Malpighiales; Euphorbiaceae
Exons: 13
Coding region: 133-1341 (402 amino acids)
Biological process (GO): GPI anchor biosynthetic process
Cellular component (GO): endoplasmic reticulum
Molecular function (GO): N-acetylglucosaminylphosphatidylinositol deacetylase activity
Source: RefSeq, a predicted model, not a curated record
UCCCAUAAAGCCCAAUGAACCCAAAUCAAAAUAUCUGGUUCUUUGAUUUCUCAAUUUUCUCUAAUAAUCAACUCUUUAAUUUUUUUGUAAGUGAUCGAGAACUAAUUAAGCUUCUAAAGAGGUAGCUGCUAGAUGGGAUGGAUAUUGAUUUUUCUGUCCCUAAUCGUACUUUGGAUUGCUUCUUUAUGCAAAAUUCUCCAUGUUUCAAAUUCAGCUUAUAAAACAUCUUUUCUCAAUGGUAGCAAGAAAAAUGUACUUCUGGUCAUUGCACACCCUGAUGAUGAGUCCAUGUUCUUUUCUCCAACGAUAAACUAUCUGAUUUCAAGAGGGCAUAAUGUUCAUAUUCUUUGCUUAUCAAUUGGUAAUGCAGAUGGUAUAGGAAAUACGAGGAAACAUGAGCUCUAUCAGGCUUGUGCUGUCCUUAAGGUUCCACUUCAACAAGUGAAGGUUCUGGACCAUCCUAAAUUGCAGGAUGGGUUUGGCCAAGUUUGGGACCAUAGCUUAUUGGAAAAUAUCAUUGAAGAGGAGGUAUCUGGUCACAACAUUAACGUGGUUAUUACAUUUGAUAAUUAUGGUAUUUCAGGUCAUUGCAAUCAUCGUGAUGUGCAUUAUGGCAUCCUCAAGCUGUUGAAUGGAAAUCGACAAGCUAACAUUGAAACUUGGGAACUUGUCAGUACGAACAUCUUACGCAAGUAUAGUGGACCAAUAGAUAUCUGGUUAUCCAUGCUAAAGACAAUGAAAUACAAAAGUGAGGAAACGUAUUGCUUGCUGAAUGAGCAUCCUCAAAAGACUUUAUAUGCAAUGGCAGCACACUCAAGCCAAUGGGUUUGGUUCCGCAAGCUUUUUGUAGCAUUUUCCAGUUAUACUUAUGUGAACUCACUCAAAAGGAUCAAGCUAGCUGGCGGUUUGUGUCGAAACUCCCUGAUAUACGUUGGGCUCCCAGAGGGGUUGAACCGGGUUCUCCCUCUCCAGCCUUUGGCACACAUGAAGCCGGCACUCAGUACAGGCACACUUUCGUCACCGUCUACGAAGGAUACUCCUUUUUUUAAGCAACUAUCUUCUUCUCCGUCAACUGAUGUAUCGAUCCGAAGUGGAAUACUCGUGCACCUAUCUGAAGGUGAAAGCUUGAACACAUAUGAUCUUUCGGUGGGAAGUCCAACACCGUAUGAGCAGUAUAUCUCCAUAUCCGGUGCAUCAGGUCCAGUAGGAGAGAGAGAGUGGGAAAAUGGUAAGAAUGGCAAGAAAAUGGCAAGAGAUGGGAGAAAGAAUUUCUGGGUGUUGUUUGUUUGGAGUGAAAGUGAAAGUGACAGAGAAAAUGUGUGGUGGUAUGAUCAGUCAUGAGUGGGAAAAAAGCACACAAAACUAGAAACACAGAAACCCAAAUUGUCUAAAAUGAUGAUAUUCAUUCUCCCAUAUGUAAUAUAGUAUAUAUAAUGAAGAAGAUGAAGAUUGUAAGAUGGUGCAAAAACAGACAAAUUUGGAGUAUAAUGUAUUAUAUUUAGGCACAUUGUUCAAAGAGAUGAAGAAGCAUUAUGGAUUUUAGGUAUGGCAAUGAAAAUGAUCCUAUAUUCUCUUCA